GUCUGUGGUCGUUCCCGUAAGACCAACUGCACGCUCUCAGCUUCUUCCUCAUCCCAGUGUAUGGUGUUCUGCAUGGUUCUGUUGCUCUAGCUGGCACAUGCCAGCAUCCGAUGGUAGUAAGAUAUGUGCUGACUAGCAGGCUCACUUGUGCAGUGUGGAGGACAAGCAUUGCCUUACAAAAAUGGGGUUUGGGAGUGAGCUGAAGAAUUCACAUGAAGCUGUGUUAAAGUUGCAAGACUGGGAAUUACGAUUACUGGAAACAGUGAAGAAAUUUAUGGCUCUGAGAAUAAAAAGUGAUAAAGAAUAUGCAUCCACUUUACAGAAUCUUUGUAAUCAAGUCGAUAAGGAAAGUACUGUCCAAAUGAAUUAUGUCAGCAAUGUAUCCAAGUCUUGGCUACUGAUGAUUCAGCAAACAGAACAACUUAGUAGGAUCAUGAAGACACAUGCAGAGGACCUAAACUCUGGGCCCUUACACAGGCUUACCAUGAUGAUCAAGGACAAGCAGCAGGUGAAGAAGAGUUAUAUGGGUGUGCAUCAGCAGAUAGAGGCAGAGAUGAUCAAGGUUACAAAGACAGAAUUGGAGAAAUUAAAGUCCAGCUAUAGACAGUUAAUAAAAGAAAUGAAUUCUGCCAAAGAAAAGUAUAAAGAAGCUUUAGCUAAAGGAAAGGAAACCGAAAAGGCCAAGGAACGUUAUGACAAGGCCACAAUGAAACUGCAUACAUUGCAUAACCAGUACGUAUUGGCACUGAAAGGGGCACAGCUUCACCAGAAUCAGUAUUAUGAUACAACACUGCCGCUGCUGCUGGACUCCUUACAAAAGAUGCAAGAAGAAAUGAUAAAAGCACUAAAAUGUAUAUUUGAUGAAUAUAGCCAGAUAACCAGCCUUGUUACAGAGGAAAUAGUGAAUGUCCAUAAAGAGAUUCAACUGUCAGUAGAACAGAUAGACCCUAGCACAGAAUACAGUGACUUCAUAGAUGUUCACAGAACAACAGUUGUUAAAGAACAAGAAAUUGAGUUUGAUGCUUCCUUAUUAGAAGAAAAUGAAAACCUUCAGGCAAAUGAAAUCAUGUGGAAUAAUUUAACAGCAGAAAGUUUGCAAGUAAUGUUGAAAUCUUUAGCAGAAGAGCUUAUACAGACACAGCAGAUGCUUUCAAACAAGGAAGAAGCUGCUCUGGAGCUAGAGAAGAGAAUUGAAGAAUCUUCUAAGACCUGUGAAAAGAAGUCUGAUAUUGUGCUUCUUCUGAGCCAAAAGCAGACCCUUGAAGAGCUGAAACAGUCAGUCCAGCAGCUGAAAUGCACUGAGGCAAAGUUUGCAGCUCAGAAAGAAUUACUUGAGCAAAAAGUGCAAGAGAAUGAUGGGAAAGAACCACCUCCUGUGGUGAACUAUGAAGAAGAUGCACGAUCAGUUACAUCAAUGGAAAGAAAGGAGAGGCUAUCCAAAUUUGAAUCUAUUCGUCAUUCAAUUGCUGGCAUAAUUAGAUCUCCAAAAACUGUACUCGGCUCUUCAGCACUUUCUGAUGUGAUCUCUGUGACUGAGAAGCCCUUGACGGAUCAUGACUGGUACCAUGGUGCAAUUCCCAGAAUAGAGGCACAAGAACUGUUAAAACAACAAGGAGAUUUCUUGGUGCGAGAGAGCCAUGGGAAACCUGGUGAAUAUGUCCUUUCUGUAUUUUCUGAUGGACAAAGGAGACACUUUAUCAUACAAUAUGUUGAUAAUUUGUACCGAUUUGAGGGCACUGGGUUUUCAAACAUUCCUCAACUUAUAGACCAUCACUACUCAACAAAACAAGUCAUCACUAAGAAAUCUGGUGUUGUCUUGCUGAACCCUAUUCCCAAGGAUAAGAAAUGGAUUCUCAAUCAUGAAGAUGUCACCUUGGGAGAAUUAUUGGGCAAGGGAAAUUUUGGUGAAGUAUAUAAGGGCACACUAAAGGAUAAAACUUGCGUUGCCGUUAAAACAUGUAAAGAAGAUCUUCCUCAGGAACUGAAAAUAAAAUUUUUGCAAGAAGCCAAAAUUCUCAAGCAAUAUGAUCAUCCCAAUAUUGUCAAACUGAUAGGAGUGUGCACACAAAGACAGCCUGUGUAUAUCAUUAUGGAACUGGUUCCAGGUGGUGAUUUUCUCUCCUUUUUGAGAAAAAGGAAGGAUGAAUUGAAACUCAAACAGUUAGUGAAGUUUUCUAUAGAUGCUGCUUCUGGUAUGCUGUAUCUCGAGAGUAAAAACUGUAUCCACAGGGACCUUGCUGCAAGAAACUGCCUGGUAGGUGAAAAUGAUGUUCUGAAAAUCAGUGACUUUGGAAUGUCUCGUCAAGAGGAUGGCGGAGUGUAUUCAUCUUCUGGCUUAAAACAGAUUCCUAUUAAAUGGACAGCACCAGAAGCUCUGAAUUAUGGAAGAUACAGUUCUGAGAGUGAUGUGUGGAGUUUUGGGAUCCUCCUCUGGGAGACCUUCAGCUUAGGAGUCUGUCCAUACCCAGGAAUGACGAAUCAGCAAGCACGAGAGCAAGUGGAAAGAGGAUACCGGAUGUCAGCACCUCAACACUGUCCAGAGGAUAUUUCUAAAAUUAUGAUGAAGUGCUGGGAUUAUAAUCCUGAAAACCGCCCUAAAUUCUGUGAACUUCAGAAAGAGCUCAUUGCCAUCAAGAAGAAAAUCACAUAAUCAGGACACUGCCCUCCCACAGAACAGUACUGUCCUCUUUAACCCGUGUCCAUGCCACAUUAUCGCAGCCAUCUUUGAAGGUUAUGUUUUCAGGAUCCAUUCCACUUUAUGUUAAAGGCAAAUUUUCAAAAACUAAAUAGUCCUACCAAGGGCUUUAUGUGCUAACCACAGCAAUCUCAAUAUUUCAGGCCACUGUACAUAAAAAAAAAUUUUUAAAGCACAGACUCUGAAUGAAAAGAUUAAAACAUGUUUCUCAGAGGUUUUCUACUGCAGGCACAGUUCCCAGGCUGCCAUCCUAUGCCACCAACCCUCCUCAGUUGGUGCUGUCAACAGAGUUGGUAACAUAUUUGCAGGACACAUUCCAACCACAGUUGGCUUUCUACUCUGCCAAGACAAGAUUAUAUUAAUCUUAUAUUGGGAAUUACAUGGACCUCCCAGGGUUCUUUGCUUCUUGUCAGAAGCAAGCCCAGUAAGACUCUCCAUGCUUUUCAUUAGUGUCUGUUAUCUCCUCCUUGGUACAGGCUUUAGAAAGUGCUGCCUGAGAUAUCCCUGGAGAGACCGAGUGAGGACAGUAAGAAGCAUGGGACAGCAGAUCAGUUUAGAGAAUGAGCAAAGGAGAGAAGAAAAUGAAAACCACAUCUCUGUGGCCUGAACUCCCCAAAAGCCUAAGGAAGGGUUCUUAAAGAACAAGUACACAGAAGACGCAGACACGGCUCCAGCUAUAUCGCCUUCCACGGGACAAGCACAGAAUGUGAUUCCCUUCUGAUGCCCCCUCGACACACGCCCCUCCUGAAGUGCAAGGCUGCUGCCAAGAUUCAGAAGUCAAAUGACUCUUAAUGAGGAAAUACCCUGGGGACAGCUCUCCUAGCUCCACUCUUCCCCUUCCUGGAAACCUUUGCCAGUAGCUGACAAGUACACAAGCUGAGGAUGGUUGCUGUGGACAAGAUAUAAGACAGAGUUAAACUAGGAUUCUGCUGAACUGAUUCUCUGCUGCAUCAGGGGAAUUUACCCCAUGAUCUAUACAUACUUGCCCCAAGAUAAUGUGUCUGGGGAAGAUGGUCUUGCUCAGGGGGAAGUGUGGCCCAGAAGCUUCCUGAAAGCUCUUGGGCCUGUGUCCUGAUAACCAUCACUCUGUGUGGAAAAUCCUCCCCAGCAGUCUGUUGCCUAUGAAAAUCAGAGAUAGGACUCAGACCAGUACUUUAAAGAAUAUAAAGGAAGCUACUGAAGAGAAAAAUGACUUGUCGGUCAUUUCAACCUCCUUGCAGAUUCUAUGCACAAUGACAGAACCUUGACCGAAGUGAAGUUCACGGCAGCCUCUUCCCACUCGAACACUGUAACUGAGUGGAGCUUCUUCGACGGCACAGGCUCGUGAAUCUGAUUAAGGGCUGUGGUCUUCAGGCCUUUACCAGCCUUCCAACGUUAGAUAAGACAUUGCUACCCCUUGCAGUAUGUCCGGGCAAAUCUGUCUAUAAUAGUCUUGGGCUGGUUUGUUAUUUUUUACAUUUAGUGGUGGCCUCACUGCUAAGCGUUCAGUAAGGAAAGGGAAUGAUGGUUUGCCUUUAAUUUUGUGAACAAGACCUGAAGCUUAAUCCUUGAAUUCUGGUGUAGCAUGAACAUGGCAUUGAUACUUCACUCUUCCUGGCUGAUGGAAUUUGCAAUUCACAUCACAACUCUGUGCUUAAAUUAAAAAAGCUUUUCAAAACAUCAUGACAUCUGCAGCAUUUAAAUUCUAUUUUAUUCUUUGUCCCAAAGUAGGCAGUGGUACAGUUCAGGAUUAAUAACUCAUUGGGAGUCUUUCAGGAUCAUAUCAGUCGUAUAGAAUAUUAAAUUUAAUAUAGGCACAUGCAUUAAGAAAAGCUUAUGCAAACCAUUUUACUGUUAAUUUUGUUAUGCUUGAAGCAUAAUUUAUUCAUCCCUUCUGUCACUGAUAAUUACUGGAAUUAUGUACUUUAGGAGGCUAAUCCCUACCCAAAAAGCACACAUAUAAAUACCACUAUGAAUUUGCAAGUUGAUUUAGGGAAAAGAGGCUUCAGAAUGCACAGAAUCCCAUGAUUCCCUUAGUAAGAAAAUAAUUGUAACCAAAUUAGCCACAGGUAUUGAUAUGAUUGAUUCUGGUUAUAAUCUGUGUUCUUAAUGAAUUAUCCAAGAGCUGCACAUAUCACUGCUGUAGCUCCACUCAUAAUUCCUUGGAUUUUUUUAGGCCAGGAGUGGGUAUAGGUAAACACAGUCUUACCUUUCACAUGAAUUUUUCUACCUUGAAUCACCAAGGAGCCUUUAUGAGAAAGAGGUACUUGAUCAGUUUUAAAGGAAGAAAAUGUUAAUGUUAAUAUCUGUUACCAACAUGGAAUACUGCAUAUUGCAUUUUGCAUGUGAUCUAAGGUUCCUCCCAAAGCCACUUUCUUACAGAUUACCAUCAGGUUUUAUUUAAAAAUUCAGAAACUGAGGCUGUAUUGUUGCCCAUCUUGCUACACGGUCCCCACUUAAAUAUCUUGUGUCACUGUUUCUCCCUGACUUCCCAAAUUGAAUAUGGAUAAUGAUGUUCCCUGUCCAUAGCUUGCCACAUUCCCACAAGUAUUAUGAAAACACUGGCCUGUCAGCAUAGCCAGAGCUGACUGCAGUAGGGAUUGCUUGUUGUCCAUUCACAAUGGUUUUUCAUCUUAAGUUCUUUAGAAACAGUGUCUUGUCAUUGAAAUAUGGUAAAUUUCCUUUAAGCCACAGUUUGGAUUUCCCGUCUAUAUCAUCAUAUUUCAAUGAGCUCCACUAAAGUAGAUACAUGCCACACAGAGGGCUGGUAGUGAUGUACACAGAAUGCAGGCUACAAGGACACAGAUCUGUAUUGGGCAUCAUUGUCAGAGUUUUGCCCCAGUCACCCUCUUUACAGUUCCUUGUGUGUCAUCAUGUGCUGUAGGAAUGUACCGGAAAGCCCAUCCGUGUGCUUUGCACAUGGGACUUAAUGGCCACAUGUCCUUUGAGGUGAGAGUGACAUCUUCUGCAGAGGGGUUGUUUGUCCUUUUCUACACAAACUCCAUUUGUCACAUCAUUGACAGUUUCCAUGUUUCUUGUCAACAGAUAUUAUUGUCAUGGAAAGACUGGCAUUCCUAUUUAGGAGGUCAGAGCCUCACAGAAAAACGAACAGUGCAAACGACAGCAGAGCAAUACAGAGGCAGACGUGUUUUCUCUAUGCAUCAGUAUCUUAAGUAGAUGGACUGAUUUUUAUCAAAAAAUGAGCUUAUAUUACAUUUCCAAAGUUAGCAUGAACGUUUACCAUCAAAAUAAAGUGUUACCUCUUACUUCUGAUUUACUAUGCGUACCAGAAUUGUCUUAUUAAAUAUUUUUUAUUUA
Messenger RNA from Jaculus jaculus (lesser Egyptian jerboa), 5992 nucleotides. It is a transcript of the gene Fer, whose product is annotated as FER tyrosine kinase. The transcript has 19 exons. Gene Ontology annotation, molecular function: ATP binding; non-membrane spanning protein tyrosine kinase activity. Lineage: Eukaryota; Metazoa; Chordata; Mammalia; Rodentia; Dipodidae. Gene Ontology annotation, biological process: peptidyl-tyrosine phosphorylation; chemotaxis; Fc-epsilon receptor signaling pathway. The record is from RefSeq and is a predicted model, not a curated record. The coding region runs from base 182 to 2650 and encodes 822 amino acids.